CGAGAGAUGAGCGAUCUACAAGCCACCCUCGAGUUCUCUCUCGAGCUCUGCAAGUUCUACAAUGUCGAUCUCUUUCAGCGAGGGUACUAUCAAAUUCGCACGGCCCUCAGGGUGUCGCCGAAGCUUCCGGUCAAGGUUGAAGUCAACCAGAUGCGCAACCACUCGUUGGAGGCUCCAGGGACGAGCAAGCGUUUCCAGAUCCUGUACCGCAACGAGGAGGUAACCCUGGGGACGUCGGUCCUGUUCCGGGCGCACGUCCUGGUGCACAGUCACAAGAUCGAGGAGGCCCUCUCGCGUACGCACUUCAACCUGGGGGUCGAGCUCUGGUUCAGCGAGCCCACGCAGCCGGGGAACAUGGCUUGCGUGUCGUCGAGAGCGCUGCAGCUCAACUUCACACCCACGAAGGGCCUUCACUAUCACUUGCCGGUGCUCUUCGAUUACUUCCACCUCGCCGCGGUAUCCAUCACCAUCCACGCCUGCCUGGUGGCUCUUCACCAGCCCUACAUCAAGAAGAGCAUCCUGCACUACGUACAGAGUUGCGCCCCACGAGGAGGGAAGCCUUGGCUGCAGGUGAAGCAGCCAUCGGCGAACGGAGAUAGCAGCGUCCUCUUCGGGAACAUCGAGAGCACGACGCGAUGCGUCGGCUCGGCGACGAGGAUGCAACACGCGAGAUUGGUCCAGCAAGAAGUGACGAGGCUACUUUUAGCAGCUCGCGAAUCGCUGCUGACCGAUUUGGCGGACCUGGCUCGACUUCUUCCCCCAUGGCAGCAAAGGGCCCUCGAACUUGCCCAGAACACUCACAAAGAAGUAACGAAGAUGAUCAACACCGAGGAGGCGGAUAUAGCUCAGCUGUGUGCCCAGAAUAUCGUCCUUUGGCAGCAUUUUUUGGAAGCCUUCUCCGGGCGCGAGGUCGUUCACCAGCACUUGGCUCGGAUACAUCACCAGCUUAGGGUGAAGAGGUUCGCGGAGGGCUUCUUCGUCCUGGAGAACCCCAGAUCCUCGGCAGCCGGGUGCUACGACGCCAACUAUCAAUCCUACCAAGCAGUCAGCGAAGCCGUAAGGAGAUCUCGCUACUUGGCGUCCCUGCCUCCGUUGCCGGUCCAUUGUCCAGAGCUGGACGGAGACCUCCACUCGUUGCCGCUGAUCUUCGAGGACCAAUACGCGAACAUGCAGCAGCGACACAGAAACAGCAUCCCCAGCAUGGACGACUGCAGCUGCGGGAUCUCGGCGAUCCUGGAGUCCCGGGCGAUGGGUGUCUGGUCCCCAAGGAGCGAAGGUGCCUGCCAGGACCUGGGAUCCAUCCAAGGCCGGCUGAUGUUGGCUCCCUCGGCGCUCCCGGCCAGACACAGCAAGUCCCUGGACCAGCUGGGCCCGGACCUGGUGCCUCUCCAGCCCAGGACUUCCCCGAAGACUCUGCCGAGGUCGGCGUCGACUCAGCUCUUUCCCAGGCAGAGAGGUGGAUCUCGUAACGUGACACCACCGGCCACUGUUCCUUCUAGAGGUCGCACGAGAUCGACAGUACCGUCCAGCUCCUCUCUAUUUCCUGGCACGGGUCAGCAAGCCUGCUCGGCACCGAACCCAUCCCUGAGCUCGACCCCCGUAGUCACCCUGCCCAGGGCCAAGUCUACGCAGAUGCUCGUGCCUCGGUCCUGUCGAGACCACGUCGAGCGCGAGUCGACGUCCAUCACGUCCCUGCUCGCUGCCAUGUUCCCCGAAUUGCCACCGAGCGGUCACUUCCCCGGCUACCGACCCUCCUCCAAGUCCCGCGAUCAGAGUCUGACAGUACCGUCGUGCUUGGACCUGGCUCAGUUGGCGGGUUGCUUGAAUUCCGAGAGCAGAGCUGCCAGUAUUCUGGCCGAAGGUACCCACUCUCUGGACACCAGGAGGAUCAGGCUGGAGCCUAGGAGCCACAGAUUGGCGCCUCGACAGCCACUCGCCCCGGCCAAGACCGACCAGACCAACUACCUUGGCAAGGGCACCGCCAACGGAGGAGGGUUCCCUGCUGACCAGCAAGUGCGACACACGGCCACCCUCGACAGGGCCACGUACAGGGCGAAUGCCAGGAAGUACGGCAAUCAGUCCGGCGGUAAGUAUCACACGAAUAGCCUGGAGUCCCGUCGAUUCCACACGACGGGGAGGACAUCGACCCAGGACCAAAGGAGCAGGGAGACCAAGGAACCGAACGGCACCCUGCCGGCGAACAGACACGCGCUGCUGCUGGACCCGUUCAAUAAGAGGUCCGGGGUCACCAUCGACUCCUUCCUCUACAGGACCAAUGGCACCAGCGGAAGGACCCAGGACAGCGAGGACAGGAUAGAAGUGGACGCUCCGAAGAGGCCGAAAAGUACCGACAGACUCUCUGAAGCGAGCGACAGGAAAGAUUGCUGCGAGUCUUACCGCGAUAGGAGAAGGGACGAGGACAGGCGGAGCAAAGCUUCCAAGAUAGAGAUCCCGGAUUACGGGGAUAAGUAUGGCAAGGCCCAUGGGGAGAAAAGGGCCAUGGAGGCGGAACCACUCUACGAGAUAAUCGCCCUUAAGGUCGAGGCGGAACAGAGAACCGAGAGGCGGAAGGGCAGGCACGGGAGGAGACCUCACUCGGCUCCAGCUAUGGAAGCUGAGAGGCCCAAGGAGGACGUCAAGAAGUGUGCCCAUCUGCCCAGGAAGCCGGCUCCUCCACCUCCGGCGUAUCAGGACCAGGGUUGGGACCCUGCCACGGCUCCGCUGCCCAAGGUUCGCCAUCCGCCACCGCCCAUGACCAACGUCCUCGAGGUGGAGAACAACAAUAAGAUAAUCCUCAAAGUCGAGCCCAUCAAAUCUCCCAUGGAGCCCUGUGCGACGACCAAUGGGGCAGCGACCAAUGGAGUGACUCCCGUCUCGGACACGUCAAGUGGAAUCGUUCCACCUCCUGGGGCGAAAAGGCUGAGGUGCGCCAGCGUACCAGUCGCCCAGAACAAGGUCGUGGUUCCUAGGAGUGCGGUGUCCUUGCCUUGCAUGCCCAUCCGCGACAGCAAAGACAGUCUCACCACCAAUUUGUCCAUCCUCCCGACCCCUCUGAGUCCACCAUCCUCCAGACCCAGCAGUCCAGCUACCAGCUCCAGCUCCAGCAACCUGACCUCCGAAUGCUCCGGCUGGGUAAGCAGUGGAGACACCUCCAGCUCGGAACAGCGGAAAGCGAAACUGUCCAGCGAGCAACUGCGGCAAAAGCUGUCUAAAAUCGUCCCCAAGAAGGAGAGGCCCGACAAGGAGAACCUCCUGGAGCACUCCUACGAGGAGGUUCGUCUACCUCCUCCGAAGAUGUUCCAGGACGAGCCGCCACCCCCUGAGGAGUUUCGAGACCCUCCCGCGCCCAUUGAUAACCCUCUCUACCACGUCUACGAGACCGUCAAGAGAACCAGGAGUCCGAAACGCAACAAAACUGCUCCUUGCAGUCCCCAGAGGAGCAAGGACCGCGACAAGGACAGGGAUAGCGCCUUCGGGGGCAGGGAUAUCUGCCUGGACUGCUACCAGGAGGGGAAGGAGUUGCUCCAGUCGACUCAGGACGAAGUGAUCAAUUUUAAAAAAUGCAAGGAGGAGUUCAAGCGUCAGCUCAGCUUCCCUGGGAAGAUUUACAGUGACUACCCGACGCUGGCCUCGACCUUGCCAUACUUCCACAUCAGUGACGAAUAUCGACUCUUCUCCCCGGAAGGUGCGCAUCUCAUUAUUUGCGUUCACGGCCUCGACGGAAACGCCGCGGACCUGCGCCUUGUCAAGACUUAUCUGGAGCUGGGGCUUCCGGGGGCUCACCUGGACUUCUUGAUGUCGGAGAGAAAUCAGGGUGACACCUUCUCCGACUUCGACACGAUGACCGACCGGCUGGUGGCGGAGAUCCUGCACCACAUCGAGACUUCCGGGCUGAAUCCGACCAAGGUCAGCUUCAUCGGACAUUCCUUGGGGACCAUCAUCAUCCGCAGCGCUUUGACGCGACCUCAGCUGCGUCCUCUUCUGCCUCGUCUGCACACGUUCCUCAGCCUCAGCGGGCCUCACCUGGGAACCCUCUACAAUACCAGCGGCUUGGUGAACGCCGGCAUGUGGUUCAUGCAGAAGUGGAAAAAGUCCGGGUCCCUACUGCAGCUCGCGAUGAAGGACUCGUCGGACGUCAGGAGGUCCUUCAUGUUCCGGCUCAGCCAGAAGAGCAACCUGCAGAAUUUCCGCCACGUCCUGCUUUGCGGCAGUGCCCAGGAUCGCUACGUACCUCUUCACUCGGCUCGCAUCGAGCUCUGCAAGGCCGCUGUGAGGGAUCUCUCGGACCAAGGUGCGGCAUAUCGAGAGAUGGUGAACAAUAUAUUGUACCCGGUGAUGUCAGCCUCAGGGGUGAGUCUGGUCAGGUACGACGUUCACCACGCCCUGCCGCCAACGGCGAACGCUCUGAUCGGCCGGGCCGCGCACAUCGCCGUCCUCGACUCCGAGCUCUUCAUCGAGAAGUUCCUUUUGGUGACAGGCCUCAAGUACUUUAGAUAAGGGACGUGAUUUCCCUCAGUCGGGACGAGUCGCCCCGGUGUGUGCCUCCGAUUCGAUUUCGACGGCUGGUCCGAUCGAGCCGGGAGAUCGCGCCUUGGAGAUGCCGAAGACGUCGGGCCCGGACCCGAAGAGGGGACCGGAGGCUCCGAAUUUCCGAAGACCCUCGCCUCGGAGACCGAACCCGCGACCUUGCAGAGGAAACCCGCUCAAUUCUCAACUAGUGUUGUCUACUUCGUUAAGUGAUCGCCCUGACCGAUUCGGAGCGACCGCGAUGUGGCGUCCGUAGGGUAGCGAGAAGAUCCUCCGGAGGCGCAGCAUCCUGGGUCCUUGGCGGAUGUCCUUGCGAUCCUUCGACUCAAGAGUGACCCCGAAGGGGACUCUUCCCCCAGGACUGGUCAACCCUCCGAUUUCCCGAUACUUUCUCGGAGAAAAGGAAGCUUCUCCCGAGGGGAAAAUCCUAUCCCGAUACAGAGGCAUCCGCGUUAUCGACAGUUCCUUUUAUCUGACUAGAUAACAUCAUAGGACAUCGUGAUAUCCUGUAAACCUGGCGAAAGGUCUCUCGAGGGUCUUCAAGAGGCUGUUAUAGUUAAUUAAGUAGUUGAAUUUCCUUUUCUUUUUUUUUUUAAUGAGAGAGAGAGAAACUCCCAGUUUUGGGUAGCGUCAUGGAUUUGAAUUGUGCCGGUUGUUCGGCAUCU
Messenger RNA from Orussus abietinus, 5192 nucleotides. RefSeq lists its product as uncharacterized. The record is from RefSeq and is a predicted model, not a curated record. The transcript is spliced from 16 exons. Bases 7 to 4497 code for a protein of 1496 amino acids. Lineage: Eukaryota; Metazoa; Arthropoda; Insecta; Hymenoptera; Orussidae.